AAAUUCGAAUUGUUAAAAAUGCAAAUAGUUUGAAAAGUUGUCCAACUAAUAAUAUUGUUUCAGAUUUAUAGUUAUUUAAAAAAAAAAUCCCAUAUGGGAGGAAAAAGGUUUUUGUGAGAGCACUAGAUCUAAGCCAAGUCAAAGUUGUUGUGAAUACACUGUUCUAAAAUACGAAGUGUUGUGAAUUGUGAUCGCAGAAAUACAAUACAGGUGGCGAUGGAGAAAGGAGCAACCUUGAAAUCAAAGGGAAAGGAAGGUAGUUUUAAAGGGAAGGAUGACAGCUCAAUGAAGUCCAAGUAUGGAAGGAAAGUUCAUAUCAAUUUUGAAGGUUUCCCUGAACCUAAAACUCUUUCUUCACCAAAAUAUGUAGGGAAGGAUGACACUCCAUUUCCAAAAGGCUAUUCAAGCAAAGGGGGAAAAGGAGACAAAAUUGCUAAUGGUGGAAAGACCCCAGCUAAAGAACCACAACCACUGGAGCUUAACAUUGAGCUAGAGCUACCAGAAAAUGUCAAAUGCAUGAGCAUGAUGGAUUGUGAGGCUGCAAGUAUUUUACAAGGAAUCCAGGAUCAGAUGGUCACAUUAUCAAAAGAUCCAGAAUUGAAACUCCCUGUACCAUUUGACAAGGGACUGCAGUAUGCCAAAAGGGGUGUCCAUUAUACAAAUCCCCAGUCUGUUAGAAAAGUUCUUGAGACUCUCACAAAACAUGGCGUUUCCAAUAGCGAGUUAUGUGAGAUUGCCAAUGUUGGUCCAGAGUCUGUUGAUGAAGUUUUUUCUCUGGUUCCAUCCUUGAAGGCUAAGAGAAGCAAGCUUAGUGAACCCCUCAAAGGUGUACUAAGUGAGCUAGCUAAGCUUAAAGAGUCUGCUAGCUUGGCAAGUCAACUUGAGGAGGAAAGUCAACAUGGGGGAAAAUUCACAUGAGGAUUCCUUUGUGUGGUGAAGCAACAGCAGCUCUACUUGCAGUUAAGAUAGCAAUCCAAACGAAAUUUGAUUUUAUGAUCUUUGAUGGUUAUUCGACUUCAGUAUUAAAUGUAAUUAAUGGCAAUCUCUUUGAUGUUCCAUGGUUAAUCAAUGGUAUUGUAGCUGAUAUGAAACUUUUGUUAAAAGAACUGUGUAGCUUGGGAUUUGGUACACUUAUAAAUCCAUUAAUUUUGUUGCU
Quercus robur (English oak) is the source of this 1156-nucleotide messenger RNA. RefSeq names its product DNA-directed RNA polymerases IV and V subunit 4-like. Bases 217 to 918 code for a protein of 233 amino acids. The record is from RefSeq and is a predicted model, not a curated record. Gene Ontology annotation, biological process: DNA-templated transcription initiation. Lineage: Eukaryota; Viridiplantae; Streptophyta; Magnoliopsida; Fagales; Fagaceae. Gene Ontology annotation, cellular component: RNA polymerase complex. The transcript is spliced from 9 exons. Gene Ontology annotation, molecular function: nucleotide binding.